Molecule: messenger RNA, 402 nt
Organism: Plasmodium fragile
Lineage: Eukaryota; Apicomplexa; Aconoidasida; Haemosporida; Plasmodiidae
Exons: 5
Coding region: 1-402 (133 amino acids)
Source: RefSeq, a predicted model, not a curated record
AUGAACACAAAAGUGUCCUUGUUAAUGCGUCCCAACUCGCCACAAAAGAUACGUUCAACCCAGGAGAGUGGAAAAAACUCCAACGUUCUUUUUGUCCCAUCCCCCUUUGAUAAGAUGAUCUUAAAAAACCGCUCCAUUCGUUACUUGUCGAGUGAAUUCAAGUCUCUCCCCAAGCCGCCCGCAGGGACAGGCGUCGUGUUUCAUGGGAAAUUGCAACAAGUAAAAUACGCCAUCAGUUUCCCCAGUUACCUGUUUAUAAUUUUUUCCGGGUUUAUGGGAGCCAUGUCAGGAAAUUUCUUUUUUAAAAAAUACAUUUUGAGGAGAAACCCCCCCAAUCCCCUGAGGGACCCCAACGACUUACCACCCGAGAAGCACCCACACACCCCUGAGGAGGAUGAUUAA